AUGACUAAGAGGGAACACUGGCUGGUUGUGCAGGAGUUUGCCGAGGAAGUGAUGAGAACGAAAGAAGGAGCGGGAAUGGAGCGUCAGAGUCCAGCGUUAGAUAAGAAAAUAACUAAUGCACACUUGGUUAACCAAAACUCAAAUAAGCUAACUACAGACAGUCAAAGCAACAUUUCUAAUGAAGAGGACAAAGGAGUGGCAGUGGCUGUAAAAUCAUUAUCGCAAAAAAUUGUGCAUUCGGAUCUCAUAACAUCUAAGCAUUACAUUGAGAUGCAAAGACGGGACCCAAAAUCACCGUUAUAUUCGAUCAAAUCAUUUGAGUUACUUAGACUUCAUCCAAACUUGUUGAAAGGAGUUUAUGAAAUGGUAAUAUUAAUAAUACAUAAGUUUAUUUAUAUAAUUAACUUAUUCCACAAUCCACAUUAUAGACCCCAAAGUUUGAUUGCUCAGUCACAGUCAGGUACUGGAAAAACUGCAGCAUUUGUUUUGGCUAUGUUGAGUAGAGUUGAUCCAGAAUUUCAGUAUCCACAGGUAGUUUGUUUGUCUCCCACAUACGAAUUAGCUCUCCAAACUGGGGAAGUUGCCGCAAAAAUGUCUACCUACUGUCCAAAUGUUAAUAUAAGGUUUGCAGUUAGUGGUGAAUAUGUUGAAAAAGGUUCCAAAAUAAAGGAACAAAUAAUUGUGGGCACAGCUGGAAAGGUUUUGGAUUGGGCAACUAAGUCGAAACAUUUUGACCCUAAACAUAUUAAAGUAUUUGUGUUGGACGAAGCUGAUAUUAUGAUCGACUCUCGAGGUCAUCAAGAUCAAUGUUUCCGCAUCAGAAAGUUACUACCAGAAACAUGUCAAAUGAUUUUCUUUUCAUCCACAUAUACAGAAGAUGCCAUGAAGUGGGCCAAUGCCAUUGCACCAAUGUCUGUCAUCAUAACAUUAAAACAUGAAGAAGAAAUGUUGGAUAAUGUUAAACAAUGUUAUGUAAAAUGCAACAACAAAGAAGAUAAAUACAAUAUUUUAAUGAAUAUUUAUCUAGGAGUGACUAUUGGACAAGCUAUGAUUUUUUGUCAGACAAAAAAAAAGGCUUCAUGGUUAGUAAAUAAAAUUGCAGAACAAGGACAUGCUGUAGCUUUAUUAUCUAGUGAACUCACAGUCCAACAAAGAAUAUAUGUCUUGGACUGUUUCCGAGAAGGAGAAGAAAAACUUCUAGUUACUACCAACGCAUUGUCUAGAGGCAUUGAUAUUGGGCAGGUCACGAUUGUUAUUAAUUUUGAUUUGCCUGUAACAGUCACUCAUGAACCUGAUUAUCAUACCUAUUUACAUAGAAUAGGAUGUACUGGCCGUUUUGGUAAAAAAGGUGUUGCUAUUAACCUUGUAGGUGAUAGUUCAGACUAUUCUGUAUUGAAACAAAUUGAAGAACAUUUUGGUAUACCUAUGGAAUGUUUGAAUAACAUCAAUGCAGAUGAAAAGGAAACAUUCAAAGAGGAUGCUUGAUUUGUAAUAAUUAUCUGUAAUAUUUUUUCUUUAGAGGACCUAACACUGCCAUUAGUUGUUUCCGUCUUACAAGUGCGUAACAUAGCAAAUUUAUUGCACAGCAGAUAACGUGUAGCUUUGUUAAUUUAAAAACUAGAGUGAAUCGACCUAUAAUAAAACUUGAUGGUAAGAAAAUGAUCUGCGCUUGUAUGUGGGGUUUUAUGAUAGUUCUUAGCAA
Molecule: messenger RNA, 1702 nt
Organism: Myzus persicae (green peach aphid)
Lineage: Eukaryota; Metazoa; Arthropoda; Insecta; Hemiptera; Aphididae
Product: DEAD-box helicase Dbp80-like
Exons: 9
Coding region: 1-1485 (494 amino acids)
Biological process (GO): poly(A)+ mRNA export from nucleus
Cellular component (GO): cytoplasmic stress granule; nucleus
Molecular function (GO): RNA helicase activity; RNA binding; ATP binding
Source: RefSeq, a predicted model, not a curated record